GGAAAUGGUGCCAGUGGGAAACUCCACUGCGGAAGAUCACUUGGUUGCCUAUCUUGGUCUGUCUUUCAAAAAACCUCUUCAAGUGCGAGAAUCCACUGCCGUACCGUGCCUUACCACUGCCAUAAACGGGCCCCGAUGUACCGAUAAACCUUUUAAUGUCACCAGGUUCUGGCAGUCCUUCUUGUGAUUCAGUAGAACCUUAGUAGCCAGUCUUCAAUGGUCCACGUCCACGAGAACGGUCCAUUCCGAUCUGGCCUUGGCAUCGGCUGUUUGACCCGCGGAUGGCCACCCGCUGUCACUUAGACGAGGCCUUCCUGUUGAAGGUCUUGCGUGACACCGUGAACCAACAAAUCCUGGAGAAAGAGGAGGUGCAAGAGGAUCUUGAGAAACGCUUAGAGGCCAUUUGGGAUUUGUCCAUCGAGUUGGAGGCUGCGCAAGCCAUUUGCCACUUUCAGGGUCUCAGCAUUUUCGCUGAGGCUGCUGAACGUGGAGCUUUCAAGGGUCGACUCUCGGAGAUUUGCCUGGGAAUCGUGGCCAAUGUGUGCACGCUGUUGACGCCUGCCUUGGAUUUGGCCACAACGGCUCUGAGGGCACUGGAGAGCUUUGAUGCCUCAGUGGCCCUGCAGGGUCUGCGCAUAGCUUGCGCCUUGCUUUGCUCGAGAAGCUCCUUGCAAGAACUUUGGAAUGAUGAAGCUCUUGAUCGUUACCUCUUCGCGCUGGAGAACUCCCUCAGAUGGGGCCUCGUUCGAUACGCGUGCGAUGCAGUUUGCCAGGGACUACUUCUGGAGAGCGAUGAAGCUGUGAAGAUCCCCAGGGUACUUCGGCUGGCAGAUGACAGUCUUGCUCGACCUCAGAUUGCACGCUUGCUGGAGGCCCGAACCUUGGAGCUGGCCACGGAGCUGCUUGAGGGCGAGUCGGAAGCGGGGGAUGAGGCCGAAACAGCUUGGUGGUCAGCCUUGCGUUUGGCCGAAAGUUUGGCUGUGUGCCAGAACGCAGAGGUGGAAGCCACACUGCGCUCCUUGGCCAUUCGCACUGUGCGUGUGGCGGAGAAGCCCGAGCUUUUGGUGGCAGCAUUGGAGGUCUUGGCUGCCCUCCCGCAGCACUCCGAGGCGGAGGCGGAACAGAAGGUGUUUUCUUUGGAGCCUGCAGUGGUGGAGAAGCUUUUGUUGCUGUUGGUGGACAUGGAGGAAGAGGUAGACUUGCAGGAGAUUGCCUGGGUGCUUUGGCUUGUGAUGCUGGAAGCAGCUGAUCAGACCGAUUUGGAGGAGCACUUGGAGGUGCUCAACGCCGCAGCUUCGCGAAUGACGGAGGAGGUUCAGAGAAAGUUGGCCCCGAGCUUCCUUGACUUCUUGAGGAAGUGUGAAGCUGCGGGAGAAAAAGAAGGGCGCAAGCGGUGCAGCCGGGAGGAGCUACCAGGUGUUCCAGAUCUUUCCCAUUGCACAAAAUACAGUUCAACCUUGCCUGGGGAACAGGGAAGACGUUCUGAUGGGAGCUUCUGUCAAAUGCAAGGCUGAUAUGAGCCAUUGGUAUCCAUUGGUAUGCAUCCUGUGCUGGAGCCACCUUCUUUCCUUGUGGCCACAGUGGGUAGAGGCAGAGGGUUUGGAGCUUGACUCACACCCACUUCUUUGACACACAAAAAAUAAAGACAAGAACAUGAAUAAUUGAAGAUGUCUGCAGCAUUGACAAAGGUUCCGCAGACAUUGCGAUGGAAGAGAGCAUAAGGGAGCAAUUUGCCUUUGGGAUGGACACUUUAAGGCUCUCC
This is a messenger RNA of Durusdinium trenchii, 1762 nucleotides long. The record is from the annotation of a GenBank genome assembly. Lineage: Eukaryota; Dinophyceae; Suessiales; Symbiodiniaceae.